Molecule: messenger RNA, 746 nt
Organism: Elaeis guineensis (African oil palm)
Lineage: Eukaryota; Viridiplantae; Streptophyta; Magnoliopsida; Arecales; Arecaceae
Source: RefSeq, a predicted model, not a curated record
UGGAAGGAAGAGCACACCCCUCAUCUUGUUAUUCAACCAAGAGGCCGAUGGAUUUGAAGCCCAGCCAAGAAAGCACUGGGCAAAGAGCCACCCCACCUGAUAAUCCAAAAAAAAGACCCACCCCACCUCCGUCGGCAUGCCAUGGUAAACCGGACUCGGACGGGUUCUCGUGGCUGCAGCCGCUGGGGCUGGCCUUCCUCACCUUCAACUCGGUCGUGGCCUUGUACAGAUCGAGAAGCGAUCCCUGGGGGAUGGCUUUCGUCAUCACCUCCUACGUUGACCUUCUAUUGCUCUUCUGGUGCCUCCGUCGUUUCGAGAGCACACCCGAGGGCUCCCCCAAUACAGGGACUCUCAAAAUGGCCGUCUGGUCGCUAUCGACUCUCCUUACCGUCAUGUUCUCGUACCGCGUGGCAUCCAUCAUGCCGCUGCCCGUUGCGGUGGUCGUGUGGACCAUGGCCGGGCUCACGAUUGCUGGUGGCUUCUACGCCUUCUUCAUUUACAAAGAGAAGGAAAGUGCUACAUCCGCACCAAACGCCUCGAAGGUGUGAGCAGGAGAGAGCGCAGCCUUCCGCACCACCGUUGAUACCACGCGGGUACCCCACUAGUAAUAAACUCCCUGGUGGAAUCACCCUUUGCCCUUCCAUUGAAAUAUAUAUAUAUGUGUAUUUUAAUUUCUUUGCUUUCCGUUAUAAAGAAAAUGAUAAUUCCCAGGCUUUCUUUGUGGUAAGUGAUAAUUUUCAGGCUUU